AUGAAACACAUCAUCUUUUCCCAAGUCUUUCUAGGUAUAAUUUCCCUUAUCCUUGGAUCUCCACUGUCUACGCCAUGGGAUCGCUCGCAAUCAAAAUGUGGCAAUUCUGAUCUCAACACCUGCACUGUCGAAGUUUACGUCCCCGUCAACAAACCCAACCAAAACAAAUUUGAUUUUAUAGUCAAGCUUUUCGAUUCAAAUUGCGAUACAAUGUGCGGUGAUAGGUUUGUCCAUCGUAACACCAGGAUCACAUGGGUACCACCCUGUCUCAAAGGUGGAAACAUGACAGUUCAAGUCCAGGGGGAUGGAGAGCUGCAGCCAAUUUAUCAUAACGGCUCUCCAAUAUAUAUCGGAAUUGUGCCCGAUGGAAACCCUACAAUAGUAACACACCGCGAUACAUUCCAGUGUCCAAAAUCUAAAGCUGCUCUUGCAGUAAGAUCGGUUUCUGAUUCUGGAGAAAAUUUGUGA
Messenger RNA from Botrytis deweyae, 468 nucleotides. RefSeq lists its product as uncharacterized. The coding region runs from base 1 to 468 and encodes 155 amino acids. The record is from RefSeq and is a predicted model, not a curated record. NCBI's taxonomy places the organism in Eukaryota, Fungi, Ascomycota, Leotiomycetes, Helotiales, Sclerotiniaceae. The transcript has a single exon.